AUGCCCGCCCGCUACAUCGUGCCCGUCGACCCUGCCCAUGGCCGCGGGGAAACAGUCGUCAUCGAGGUGCAGCAGGAGGGCAGCCAUGCCCUGGACGUCCGCCUCGUGGGCUGCGAGAGCGAACGCCCAUAUGUCACGUCGAUUCGCCACCGCAAUAUCGCGGCCCUCAGGCAUAAGUUCAAGGGCUCCGACGACGAGUGGGCGGCCAUCUUGUCUCAUUUCCUGCUGCAGCAACCGCCAGAGGGCGCCCAGGCCGCCCUCUUGCGCGGCGUCCGCAUGCUCUACACGCUGAAAAACGGCCGACUGGGGCUAUUGUUCCGCCAGGACAUUCACGCCAUAAAGAUGACCUUGGGCGAGAUUGUGCUGCCGCAGAAUGAUGAAUUUGAGUUUAACCCGUUCGAAUGGGCACAGGCCUCGGCCAUUGCCCACGCCCACACACUGCAGCAAAUGGCCGACCUCAAGGCCCGAGUAAGCAGCGAGCAAGAGGCAACUGCAAAGCUAAAUGCACAGCUCGACGACCUGGUCCAGACCAAGCGCGAGGCGGAGACGGCCAUGCUGCGGCAGUUUAUGCUGCUGUUGAACGAGAAGAAGAGAAAGAUGCGCGACCAGAGUCGCCUGCUG
Exserohilum turcica Et28A is the source of this 621-nucleotide messenger RNA. RefSeq lists its product as uncharacterized. NCBI's taxonomy places the organism in Eukaryota, Fungi, Ascomycota, Dothideomycetes, Pleosporales, Pleosporaceae. The record is from RefSeq and is a predicted model, not a curated record. The transcript is spliced from 3 exons. The annotation marks the transcript as partial.